UUGAAACCAACGAAGAAGAGGUUGGACCGGUCCCAUUCGAUGCUCGCAAGUUCGAGACAAUCAUGGCGGAAACAAAAGAGGAGGCACCGCUAAUAGGGGAAUAUUUGCCAAAGGAAAGAAAAACGUUCACCCCCGAGGAAGAGGCCAGGCUCGAAAGGCAACAUUUUUGGAGAAUAAUCGACGCCUUUAGAUUUUACAGGGGGCAUGUGCAAGAGCAUGUAAAUCGAGCAGAGCGGCACUUUCUGAGUCUGCCUGAGCGCCACCAGAAUUUACUGCCUUCUGUACUUCCACACCUGGCCCGGAUCCGUCAGUGCGCAGACCACAACCACGAAGUCCUGCAGGCCAUUGUCGAGCACAGCAUUCACAUGUUUGAGAACAUUGAGUACGGGGAGAGGGAGGAUUCGAGGAAAGUGCGCUCCUCCUCAACGUUUGACAUGGACAAGCUCAAGUCCACCAUUAAGCAGUUUGUCAGAGACUGGAGCGAGGCGGGUCAGUGUGAGCGAGAGUCCUGCUAUGAGCCCAUCAUCCGGGAGAUCCAAAGGCACUUCCCAAGUGACCAAUAUGAUGUGUCUAAGGUCAGCGUGCUGGUCCCGGGGGCCGGACUUGGUCGUCUCGCUUGGGAAAUUGCUCGUCUUGGUUAUAUUUGCCAGGGCAACGAAUGGAGCUUCUUCAUGCUUUUCUCUUCAAACUUUGUUCUUAAUAGGUGUGAAAAGGUGAAUUGUCUGACGCUGUACCCCUGGAUUCACCAGUUUAGCAAUAAUAAGAAGUCUUCCGAUCAGACGCGGUCGAUCCAAUUUCCUGAUGUCAAUCCUCAGAGUUUACCGCAAGAUUCCGACUUCUCCAUGGUAGCAGGAGAUUUCCUCGAAGUCUACUCUGAUGCAGAUUCCUGGGACUGCGUGGCUACUUGCUUCUUUAUCGACACGGCUCAUAACAUCAUACAAUAUGUUGAGACCAUCUGGAAGAUUCUUAAGCCUGGAGGAAUUUGGAUCAAUCUGGGUCCGCUGUUGUACCAUUUUGAGAACAUGGCCAAUGAGCUCUCAGUUGAACUCAGCUACGAAGACAUCAGGGCGGCAAUGGUGAAAUUAGGCUUCCACAUAGUGGUGGAGAACGAGUCGCUACAUACCACCUACACAGAGAACGAGCGUUCGAUGUUGAGAUACAUUUACGACUGCGUCCUCUUUGUGGCACGGAAACCUCACAAUUUGCACUCUAACUGUCGAAAAGAGGAGGACCAACAGAGUUCGCCGCCCGCUGCCAAAUCGCCACGACAAGAUGACUCAGAGUGUUUUGUCCAAGUCGACUUGGAUCGCCUCCAGUUCCCCCGUGGCCCCAACCAGGGUAGGGGCCAUAGAAAAUGGAUGGAUGGAUAUUUGCUACAUUUCAAAUGCAACAGAACAAUGGUGCCCCUCUUUGCACGGAUCGUCCAUGAAAAUGUCGUCAAAGCUUGCUGCAGUUUUGCCAGAAUGUUUUUUUUUGUCUAUUUUGUACUUAAAUAAAGAAAAAAAAAAACG
Messenger RNA from Syngnathoides biaculeatus (alligator pipefish), 1511 nucleotides. It is a transcript of the gene carnmt1, whose product is annotated as carnosine N-methyltransferase 1. The transcript has 9 exons. The record is from RefSeq and is a predicted model, not a curated record. Gene Ontology annotation, molecular function: S-adenosylmethionine-dependent methyltransferase activity. NCBI's taxonomy places the organism in Eukaryota, Metazoa, Chordata, Actinopteri, Syngnathiformes, Syngnathidae. Bases 63 to 1496 code for a protein of 477 amino acids.